Blepharisma stoltei is the source of this 2493-nucleotide messenger RNA. The record is from the annotation of a GenBank genome assembly. Lineage: Eukaryota; Ciliophora; Heterotrichea; Heterotrichida; Blepharismidae.
AUGGAGUUUUCAACUCGCACAGACAUUUCAAUAAAUCUUCCUAUAGGUUCUGCAUUAGAUCAAGAUGAUUGGAAUGGUCCAGGGGUUGUCAAUUUUCCCAGAAGCACUGGAGAUCUUUCUAUAGACUUUGCUUUGUUCAAAAUUAGUCAAUAUGCAAUUUCAACUUCUAUAUCAGACCGCAUAAAAUUUACAAGGAACCUGCCUGAGCUUCUUCAGCAACUUGGAAAAUCAUCAAAAGACUCAGCGUUCAAUGUAUUCUCUCAAAUUGUAAGCCCUAAUCAGCCAGAUUGAAGAUCAACCUGAAAUUAAAACUGAGUUUGCUUUGCAGCUACCUCACUUAAUCCCCCUUACCUCGGUGAGCGAACAAAACCAUUAGAAAAAUCCCUAUUUUUUGGGUCAAAGCCAACCCUCCGUGAGCUAGCAAAAAAUAUUUUAAGAUAAAGGUUAUAAUUACUAUAAUGAAAUCUCUAGCUAAUUCUGUUGAUUUUUAAACAGAUUUUAAAAAUAAAUUUACAAAUUAAAUUAUCUUUGCUUUCCAUUUUUCGUAUUUUUUAAAUUUUAGAAUAAAAUUUACUAUAAAUUUAUAUAAAUUCUUUAAGAUAAAAUUUAACACUCCUCAGUGAACGAACAAAAUUUUUUUUCGUUCACGUGGUGGGGAGAGUUAGCAGAUAUUUUUAUCAAAGAAAUGCACUCUUAUUCAGACGUUGUAGAGCAGAUUCUGCCAUGCUUAGAUAAAUUAUAUCUAUUUAGGGUGAAUAUUCCAUGAUUCUCUUAUACAGAAAAUUAAAUAUUACUAUAACUGCAUUAACCUGAAUUUUUAUAUUUUGUGAUCCAGAUUCUGAAGUUAUUAAAGGUGCAUGCGAUGCUGCAAUAAAACUAACUCCUAUUGUAGAAAAAGACGAAAGAGAAGGUGUUAUUUUGACUUUAGUGCUAAGAUUAAUACAUGAUGAAGAAGAAGAAAAUAAGCUAAAAGGAUUUACCGCUCUAAAAGAUAUUAUUCCUUAUAUCACUUCCGAUAUUUGUGAACAUUUCGUGAUUCCUGAAAUUGCAUCAUUUGCAGCAGACCCAAUAGUAAAAAUUAGAAAAUUUGUGGCUUAUUGUGUGCCAAAGACAGCUAAACAGGUAGCAAAGCCUGCGUUAUUGGAUAAACUGCUGAAUAUUUAUAUAACACUGAGUAAUGAUCCUAUUUGGGGAGUUAGAAAAUCAUGUGUGGAAGGAUUUUCUUUGAUGAUUCAAGUUUAUAAUGAAGAAGCGCAAGCAAACAUUCUGCAGCUGAGAUUCAUAGAAAUGAUGAAAGAUAAAUCCAAUUCUGUAAAGCAAGCUACUUUAUUACAGUUAGGAGAAAUAAUUGCAUACACUAAAGGAGCAUUAUUGCCAGCAAUUUUAGAUCAGUUUGUAGGAUUAUCGCAAAACAAUACCUGUAAAGGCGAAUUUCAGCAUCAUUGUGCAUAUUAUUUUCCAGGAAUACUGCAGAUAUUAGGCCCUGAAACUUGGAAUAUCUUAAGCGGCUCGUACUUCCAACUGUGCAGUGAAGGAGAAAAUAUAGCGAAAAAGAGCAUAGCAAGAAGUAUCCAUGAAGUAGCAAAAGUUAUAGGUCCAGAGGCAGCAAGUAAUGAUUUGAUAAAAGUUUACAAAGGAAUGUUUUUAGAAACAUGCCCCGCAAAAUCAAUUGCAUUGGAUAAUUUAGCUAAUUUUUUGAAAUAUAUCAAAGAAGAGUCAAGGCCAGUUUUUCUGCAGUAUAUAAAAAAAAACUCAAAAAAUGGAAACUGAAGAACAAGGCAUGCUAUCGCUAAGCAAUUAGAAGAUUUAGUAGACUUAUAUCCCAUUUCUAUUAUUAUAGGCGAUCUUUGGCCAAUAAUUUUUGAUUUAUGCAAAGACAAAAUUGCAAAAAUUCGAGAUGAGGCUGCAUUAGGACUAGGGAGGGCUGGAGCUCUAAUAUUAUCAUCAGACAAAAAAGAAGAAAUAAGUCGAGCAAUCAAAAGUUUUGCAAUUGAUCCGAGCUAUACAAACCGAUUGAUUUUUUCUCAAGCUGCUCUUCAUCUCGUAGAUUUACCUGACUUCCAAAGUUUAUUUGCAGAAGAAUUAUCAAAUGCUGCCAAUGACCCAGUACCUAAUAUCCGCAUUGCUUGCUCACUAGUAGUUAAAAAAGGCCACAAAAAAUACCCCACAAAUGAAUAUUGGUUAGGAUUGAACACAGCGAUGAGCCAUGAUUUUGACGCAGAUGUGAGAUGAAAUAUUACAGGAAAAUACGAAGACAAUAGAGGUGUCAAUAUAUUGCGGCCAGCACCCAAAAUGCCACCUGUUUUAACACCCCCUAUUUUGAGGCCUAUUAUGGCUGAUAAUGAUAUUAUUGAAAUUAUUAGUUUCAGCUGCUCAGGAGCAAGUUUAGAAUUUGAAGCUCUUAAAGAUACAAUUAGACCUGACUGGAGCGGAUUUGUGGAAAAUAUCCGAAUUAGCUCAGUCACUAUUUCUGAACUUUUAAUAGAAUCAUAG